AUGGUUAUACUCGAAGAAAAGGACGAUGGCGAUAACAAGGAACGCAGGGUGCGCACUAGUCACCCGAAGGUUGAUCUCACUCCGCCUGAACGAUGGCACCUGCACUUCUUCCAUAAUGCUACAGCUCGUCUCUGUGGCGCUUAUUACCAUGACGAGUUCUGGCAUGGGUUGAUCCACCAAUUGAGCGAGGAGCAUCCCGCAGUGCGCUAUGCGGUGAUUGCCAUGAGCGCCAGGCAAACGCAAUUCGAGCGUGUUCAACUACGACAAGCCACUGAAACUGAACAACAAUUGUUGAGUCUCAAGCAGUGCAACAAAGCUAUUGCAUCUCUUCGAAAAGUUCUCGAAAAGGAACCACCAGGUGUCGCACGGAAUCAAAUAGUACUCACUACCUGUGCUAUCCUGGUAUAUCUCGCUCUUUUCGAGGAUGACCCGAAGAUCGCUGACUACCAUUUCCACUCGGGGUAUCGGCUUUUAUUGGAAUGGCAAAAAGAUGAUUUUGGCGGUAGCUCAAGUGGUCCAGUGCUAAUGCGGACGUUUGCUCAACUACAACUACACCGAUCGACAUGUACGAAUCCAACGACCUUUGUGGAGGAGAAUGACCCAUCACUUCUUUCGCCAGUUGUUGAAGACUCGCGCCCAACGAAAUCCGAUGUUAAUCCUAAGGUCGUCAAUCAUUUCAUAACCGUUCUGGGAUGGAUCUUGUUACAAAACGAUCGAGAAGGMUUUACUCUAGAAUCUACAGGCAGAUUAUUACGCAGUGGGGAGCCUGCAGUUCUUGGUAUGCUUCGACUUUGGCGGACGCAAUUAAAGCGCUCUGUAUUGUUACACGGGGAUGAUGUGUCUCAGACUGAUCGUGACACACUUUCAGUUCUCUCCUUAUGGAGUGAAGUGAUCUAUAUCAAAUUAUCCACAAACGGCCAGCCUGCCUUGAACGAACAUUCCGAAAUGAGAUGCGACCACUUUCUUUCACACUUUCAGCGAGUCGUCGUGCUAGCGAAGUCACUUCUUAUGGCUUCAAAAUCUUCUUCGGUCCUGUCAGACUUUCCGGUCAAAGGCGUUAUCAUACCACCCUUACUUUUCUGUGGCUUCAAAUGCCGCGAUUGGCAAGUCAGACGUCAAGUCAGGCUAUUAUUGCAGGACUUUAAGGAUCAUGAAGACGUCUGGGUAUCCGGUUCAAUCCUGGCUCUGGAAGAAAUAACAAAAAUCGAGUCUAAAGGAAUCGCUCCUGGGGAGCAGAUUCCAGACUAUGCUCGUGUAGAUAGCAUGCGUGUCGAUAUCCACGCCCAAGACUCUCAGGUCUCUAUACGAUAUCGCCGUUCCCAACUACCUCCCGACGAAUCAGGCAAUUCGUGUAUUAUUGGCGACGGAAUGUGGGAGAAUAGACUACUCUCGAUUUCGACUAGACGGUGA
Messenger RNA from Talaromyces amestolkiae, 1410 nucleotides. RefSeq lists its product as uncharacterized. The record is from RefSeq and is a predicted model, not a curated record. Lineage: Eukaryota; Fungi; Ascomycota; Eurotiomycetes; Eurotiales; Trichocomaceae. The transcript is spliced from 2 exons. Bases 1 to 1410 code for a protein of 469 amino acids.